GCCAUGGGCUAAACUAAACACAAAGGAGCAAAAGGUGGAGCCAAGCCGCGCCGGAGCGCGCGAAUGAACUAUUCAAUGUUCAGCGUAACCGUUCCGAGAAACCUCCUUCGUCUAAUCUCUCUCUAAUCCCUCUCUCUGUGUGUGUGUGUGUCUCACUGUCUCUCAAAAUACCUGGCCAUUAGCCAAUCGGAUUAUCCAAAACUUAAUUUCAAAAUCAAAUUAAAUCUAUCUCUUUCUCCCUCUCUCUCGCUAGCUUCCUGGCCUGCUGUUCUUUAUGCUUUAGUACUAUAAGCCUUCACUGCCGGAUUAGCUAGGGCUCCGGAGACGACGAACGUUCAUUCAGCCUUUGAAGGUUAACAUAUGGAGGGAAGGUGUUCUUUAUCUUUGAUCAGUAUGUUGGUCUAAGCUUCUGCUGAGGAUUUGUCAACAUCUUCUGCCAAUGGCUGCUGAUCACCGAAGAAAAAGGCUUAAUGGUGCCAGCAUUGCAGGUUGCAGUUCUUGGGAGGAAUACAAAACCAAAAAGAAAAAAUUGGUAUCACCAAAAAAUGAAUUAAAUAUAAAGUCUCAUAUUUCUCUGGAGUGGGAUGGCAACCGAAAAAAGGUUGUUGCCAAAAGGGAACAAAUUGGGUUAAGUCAGAAUGAUCUAAGGACAUUUGUUGAUCCUUCUCCUCAGCAUCACAAUAUCCUAGCAGAUGUUAUUGCUAUUCCUCGAGAAAUUUUUGAGGUGGAUAAUUUGAAUAGGGUGCUUUCACAUGAGGUUUGGCAGAGCAAUUUAUCUGAAAAUGAGAGAGAAUAUCUUAUGCAAUUUCUUCCAAAAGGUUCAGAUGCAGAAGAAGUCGUGCAAACAUUGCUUGCUGGGGACAACUUUCACUUUGGAAAUCCUUUUGUCAAAUGGGGUGAUUUACUUUGUUCUGGAAAUCUUCACCCUGACGCUGUUAUUCAUCAGGAGCUGUGCAUAAAGUCUAAUAAGAAAGCAUACUACUCUGAGAUACAGCAGUACCGUAAUGACAUGAUAAAAUAUUUGCAGAAGCUGAAGGAGACUUGGGAAAGCAGCAAGGAUCCUGAAAAGGAAGUUUUGCAGAAGAUAAGGAGGUCAAGAAGGGAUGCAGACAGAAGAGUUUCCUUGAAUGCAAAUGAGUCAAGGUUUCGUGAACUUGAGGAUGAUGCCGUGGCUACUUCUGAAUCUUGCUCUUUGGUUGCAGAGGAGAAAACAUGCAGCAGUGACAAUCAAAACUCUUCAAUGUCAAAGGGUGGAGAGCUUGAAAGAAGUCACAGGAUUCAUGAAAAAGACUUCAUGGGGGAUAAAAGUAGAAAGCCAUUGGUUGCUUCAGAUGAUGCUAAACCCAGAAAAGGAGAAAAGCUACACAAGCGUAAUAUUCACCACAUUGAUGGUGUCAAAUACAUGUCAUAUUUAAAGAUAAGCAAGAAGCAGCACCAACUUGUUAAGAAUAUGAAGCAAUCUGGUAAAAGCAUUCAGUCCAAGUCUCUUAACCGUGUGUUAGGUAACCUUGACACACUGCAUGUGCAACCAUAUGAAGAAUUUGUGAAGGAAGAACGAAAGAAGUUGCAUGAGCAUUGGUUGCAACUAGCAAAUAAAGAUCUUCCUAUAGCAUAUGAAAACUGGAGACGACGACGGUUACAGAGAUGUGAAAUCACCAAAUCAUUGGAGCAAGACAUGAAGGACAAACUAGAAUCCUUAAUGGAGGAAGAGGAGAAAUUGAACCAUGGGUUUUGUCUUCAGGAUCAAAGUGAUCAGGGAGCAAGAAAACAUGAAUACAGAUUGGAGAAUGAGGAGGAAUUGAACCACAAUAAUUGUUUUCGGGAUGAGAGUGAUCAAGAUGCAGGACCACAUGAAUCCGAUAUGCAGGAUGAGGAGGAAAUGCAUGAUGAGGCUGUUGUUGACUAUCAGAAUGAUCAAGGAGCAAGAGAAUAUGAAGCCAUUCUGGAGGACGAGGAAAAAGAGAUCCAUGAUAGGAUUCUGCUUGAUAAUCAGAAUGGAAUAAGAAACCAAGAGUCUUAUGUGGAAGAUAAUGAACUUUCUGGUUCUGGCACUUCAGAGUACCAGUUCCCACAGCAGAAUUCUUCCCUUAGUCGUGGCCAUGAUCUUAAUCCCAUAGACACAGAUUCAGAAAGUAAUCAUGUGGCAUCCAAAUCAAAUGAUGCUUCCCCAGACGCAUCUGAGUACUUGGGUAAUGCAAACACAGCAGAUGCUUCCAUUAGCCAGGGGGUUCCCAUCUCUUCCAGUGGAGAUGCUUGGCCAGCAGUUAGCAUGCAACACUCAUUUUAUGAUUCAACUGCAAACCAUGAAUACACAUCUGCCAGUGAGUUGUCACUCCCACAUCCAGUUAAUGGAACUCAUCGGCCUCAAUUGAUCGAUUUGGAAUCUGAUGUGCAUGGAGAUGACACUGGUAAAGAUUUGUUGCACAGACAAUGUGAUGAUGGUUCCUUCAGUUCUUACACAAACCAUGACCGAAGUGGGUUGCUUCAAUCUCUGAUCAAAGGACAACAAAUGCUACCCUACCAUACUGAACAGAAACUGAUGCGGUUAGAUUUCCAAUCAUCCAAUAAUGUGUUCAUUGAAGAUGGUCAUUUUACUGGGCAUAUCCAAAGGCAGCUUCAGCCCUCACUGCCAUUGGAGCAGGGGCUUAAGAGACGAGGUGAGAAUUACAUGCAACAAUCCAUCUCAGAGGGCAUAUACUCCGAAGGAAGUCCAUACUUACUUCCGAGACAAGGGCAUGUUCCGCCAGUCAACCUACAAGACUGGCCUGUUAAUCCUGUUCGCAUGCCAGCACAGGCCCAACCUCACAUGAAUAAUGAUGUAUUGUUAACUCAGAACUGGUUUUCUGGGGAGCGUCCAGUUCGUGGUGGCUGGAACGGUACAGGCAGUGUAAGUGGCCCAGCCCAGAGCGUUGGAUGUAAUACAGAUCAGAGCUUAUUUAGCGUUCUAUCCCAGUGCAACCAAUUGCGUACUAAUAACUAUUUUGAUUCGAUGGGGCCCACUGAGCAGUUAAUGUUGCCAAGGAAUUAUGAGAUGGCAAGUGGUGUUGCUCCUAGGAUUAGUAAUUCUUUACCACAAACAACCCAUCCACUUGACUACUUGAACGGGCGAGAUACAGCUAGUUCUGUGACUCCUGAUGAUAUAGGAUGGAUGACGAGUUUGCCUCAGAGUUCAGGCUUACAUGAUCCGGUGGGGAAGCCAUACCUGAGGUCAUGGAAUCAAUAAGACCAUCUCCUUUUUUGGAGGGUUAAAUUUAUGAUCUAGGUUGGUGAUUUUAUUGCGAGAAAAAUCAAAUACAAGAUGCACAUCACAGGAAUAGAUGACUUGUUAUCCAUCAGAAAACGUCUUUUGAGAUAACUGAAAGUUCUGCAGGAAAUGCCGGUGAGUUGCAGAAGUAGGAUUUUGUACAUACCUCAUACAAAAGCCAAGUGCAAUCCCAUGUAUAUAUGCAGCAGAUUUUAGAUGGGCAGGUGCAGGCAAAGAUAAGGGAAGGAUAUGAAAGAUUCUGAUAUCUCUCUUUGGUAGGUGGAUUAUAUAUUUUACUUUUUUUUUUAUUUUUUUUUUUGCUUCCCAGUGACAUUUUCUUUCUCUUACUUCCCCUUGUUCGCCUAAAAAUUUUCUUCUAAUAAUUUCAGAGGCUCUUUUUUUUUU
Molecule: messenger RNA, 3649 nt
Organism: Manihot esculenta (cassava)
Lineage: Eukaryota; Viridiplantae; Streptophyta; Magnoliopsida; Malpighiales; Euphorbiaceae
Exons: 13
Coding region: 440-3223 (927 amino acids)
Cellular component (GO): Ino80 complex
Source: RefSeq, a predicted model, not a curated record